AUGGCUACAUAUUCGAUAUCACAAAUCUACAAGCUGCUCGCCUUCGCAGUUGGCGUUCAAUCCCACCUGCAUAUCAGCUAUCCAGGCCGGCGCGGUGAUAGCCUCGUGAGAAACGGAACAGUUGCGGAGACGAACGGCCUCUCGAUCGGAUUAGAGAAUGGAACCGACAGCCCGAUAUUCCCAUACGGCAUGCAAUGGCAAUAUCCCUGUGGAGGAUUGCCAGUUGGUCAGAAUCGGACCUCUUGGCCAAUGAGCGGUGGCGCUCUGGCCUUCCAGCCUGGACUACAGGCUGGGCAUUCCAAAGCCCUGAUAUACAUAAAUCUUGGACUAGGCACGACCCCGGCGAACUACAGCCAAGUCAUGGUACCCGUUUUCAAUAUCGACGGACCUACGAAUGCCGAAUACCAGGACGGGAUAUGCUUGGCGAAUGUACCGCUUCCGGCCGGCGUAACUGUCAGUCCAGGUGAUAAUGCCACCAUUCAGAUUGUGGAAGCAGCGAAGCAUGGGGCGGCCUUGUACAGUUGUGUUGAUAUCACCUUCGUUGAAACGUCAGAAGGUGCCCCUCUUAGUAGUGAUGGCUGUACCAACUCGUCCUCUAUAAGUUUUAGUGCAGUUUCCACGGGCGGUGGCUCAAGGUGGGGAUGGUAUAGUGCCGGACAGAUGAUCGGACUCGGUCUUGGAGUCGGUCUUCCGCUCCUGAUUGUGGUUUCUCUUCUGUCAUAUUUCUUGUGGAAAGCAAGGAAAGAGCUGAAAGCUAGUGGCGAAAGGGUGGGCUAUGAUAAGGUUCGUGCAUACAUCCAGGAGUGA
This is a messenger RNA of Truncatella angustata, 807 nucleotides long. RefSeq lists its product as uncharacterized. The coding region runs from base 1 to 807 and encodes 268 amino acids. The transcript is spliced from 2 exons. The record is from RefSeq and is a predicted model, not a curated record. Lineage: Eukaryota; Fungi; Ascomycota; Sordariomycetes; Amphisphaeriales; Sporocadaceae.